AUGUGCGGCUCCCGAGAGCUCACGGCGCAGGAGCAGAGCAAGCGCCGCCGAGGCCCGGGGCCCCAGGCGGCGGCGGCGGCGGCGGCGGCCGGGAGGCAACAAAGAAAAGUAGUCCGAGAAGGAGCGGCGACGCGGGUCGUCGCCUCUCCUCGCCCAGGAAGGCCGAACCCCGUUAUGGCCACCCAGGUAAUGGGGCAGUCUUCCGGAGGAGGAGGUCUGUUCACCGGCAGUGGCACCAUGGGCAUGGCCUUGCCUAACGACAUGUAUGACUUGCCUGAUCUCUCCAGAGCUGAACUGGCUGCGCCUCAGCUCAUCAUGUUGGCAAAUGUGGCCUUAACUGGGGAAGUAAACGGCGGCUGCUGUGAUUACCUGGUUGGCGAAGAAAGACAGAUGGCAGAAUUGAUGCCUGUAGGGGAUAACAACUUUUCAGAUAGUGAUGGAGAAGGACUUGAGGAGUCUCCUGAGGUAAAAGGCGAGCCCAGUGGGCUGGAAAACAUGGAACUGGAGAGUUUGGAACUCAGUGUUGUCCAACCACGGCCCGUGUUUGAGGUGUCAGCUGCCUCAGAACCGUACAGCGCAAAUAAAGAUCUUCCUCGGGAAACACCUGUAGCAGAGGACAAAUGCAAGAACUUGAAGACCAAGCCCUUUCGCUGUAAACCAUGCCAGUAUGAAGCAGAAUCUGAAGAACAGUUUGUGCAUCACAUCCGAGUUCAUAGUGCCAAGAAAUUUUUUGUGGAGGAAAGUGCAGAGAAGCAAGCCAAAGCCAGGGAAUGCGGCUCUUCCACUGGGGAAGAGGGAGAUUUCUCCAAGGGCCCCAUUCGCUGUGACCGCUGUGGCUACAAUACCAAUCGCUAUGAUCACUAUACUGCUCACCUGAAACACCACACCCGAGCCGGGGACAAUGAGCGAGUCUACAAGUGCAUCAUUUGCACGUACACCACAGUAAGCGAAUAUCACUGGAGGAAACACUUGAGAAACCAUUUUCCAAGGAAAGUAUACACAUGUGGAAAAUGUAACUAUUUUUCAGACAGAAAAAACAAUUAUGUUCAGCAUGUUCGAACUCAUACAGGAGAACGUCCGUAUAAAUGUGAGCUUUGUCCUUAUUCAAGUUCUCAGAAAACUCAUCUAACCAGACAUAUGCGUACUCAUUCAGGUGAGAAGCCAUUUAAGUGUGACCAGUGCAGUUAUGUGGCCUCUAAUCAACAUGAAGUAACCCGUCACGCAAGACAGGUUCACAAUGGGCCUAAACCUCUUAACUGCCCACACUGUGACUACAAAACCGCAGAUAGAAGUAACUUCAAAAAACACGUGGAGCUACAUGUUAAUCCACGGCAGUUCAACUGCCCUGUAUGCGACUAUGCAGCUUCCAAGAAGUGUAAUCUGCAGUAUCAUUUCAAAUCUAAGCAUCCUACUUGUCCUAAUAAGACCAUGGAUGUCUCAAAAGUGAAACUAAAGAAAACCAAAAAGCGAGAGGCUGACUUGCCUGAUAACAAAAUCACCAAUGAGAAAACAGAAACAGAGCAGACAAAAAUGAAGGGGGAUGUGACUGGGAAGAAAAACGAGAGGUCUGGAAAAGUGGAGAAAAAAGAUAAUGUUUCAAAAGAGAAAAAGCCUUGUAGUAAUGCCUCAAACCAAGUGACUACCAGAACUCGCAAAUCGGCAAUGGAAGCUAAAGAAAUGGACGUGCACCCAGGAAAUAAUUCAGAAAAAAUCUGUAAAAGCAAGAAAAGCAAAAGGAAGACAGAAGCUGAAACCCAUUCCUUACAAGAACCUGUUAAUGAUGAGGAACCUGUGACAAAAAAGAAAAAGAAGGCAGAAAGCAAAUCCAGAAAUAGUCAGGAAGUGCCAAAGUGUGACAGCAAAGUAGAGGAGAAUAAAAAACAAAGUAUUUGCAUGAAAAACAGUGCAAAGAAGAAAACUCUGAGAAGUAAAUCAUGUAAAAAAAGCAGCAAGCCUGCUCAGAGGAGGCCCACUCAGAUAGAGCCCAUUGAAGUUGGCUUAGUGCCUGUUAAAGACAGGCAGCUUCUAAAGGAAAGUGCUGGUGCACAGGAUCUCUUACCACCAUCACCACCUCUGCCAAAGGAAAACUUAAAAGAGGAAGAGUCAGAAGACCAAAAUUUAGUCCCUGCAGGCGAAGGACAUAAAGAAGCCCCUCUUCAAAAAGUGGAAGCAGAAGAGGCAGAUAAGAGUCUAGCUGGUCUUGCUGCUGUUACCAAGGCAUCUGCCAAUAUUUCAUCCUCUGAACAAAACUUGAAUAUGCCAGAGGGUGAAACUUUAGAUGGUAAACAUCAGGCUGACGCUAUGCCUUGUGAAAUGAAGAUGGACACUGAUGAGAAGAAAACAGAGAAUCCCUCCGGCAGAGACUCGGCGGUUGAAGAACCAGCUUCACCACCACUUCUUCCUCUACCGCUAGAAAAAUGUGAAGCAGUGUCCACAGCUACUGUGGCAUCACCUCCUGUCACCGUGGCAGUAAAUGAGUCUCAGGAAAUGGAUGAAGACGAAGGCAUCCACAGUCAUGAUGGAAGUGACCUAAGUGACAACAUGUCAGAGGAUAGUGAUGAUUCUGGAUUGAAUGGGGCUCGGCCAGUUCCACAAGAGACUAGUAGAAAAAAUGGAAAGGAAGCCUUGGCAGUCAAAGUGGCCGAGGGAGAUUUUGUUUGUAUCUUCUGUGAUCGUUCUUUUAGAAAGGAAAAAGAUUACAGCAAACACCUCAAUCGCCAUUUGGUUAAUGUAUACUUCCUUGAAGAGGCAGCUCAAGGGCAGGAGUAAAUUUUGGGGAAGGCUUCAGUUCUUAGUUUGUAAGGUCUGUGACAUUUUGUAUUGAUUUGUAGUAAUAGACAACCUUUUGUUUUUAAAAUUGCUUUAAUUAGUAUCCAAUCUUGAUUUUUAAGUGGCAUUCUUUUCCUUAGGAAUCUGUGUACCUAUUGAUGUACACAUUUUAGCAAAUCCAAGGGAGUUAGUGUAAUAAACCAGCAGACAUCUAAAUCUGUUAGCUUUUGCUUUUAAUUGAACACAGAAGGCCAAGGUGGUAUUAGAGCCUUCUAUCGAUUGGUUCAGCUAUAACUUGUGAGUUUUUUCCUCAUGUCUAUCUGUCUUCCUGUUUCACGUUAGUUUAUUCUUAUUCCUUGUUUAGCUCUGUAAAAAUUAGCAUACUUAAAUAGCAAAUUACUUGAAGAAUUUGCCUGCUUUAUAUAAAGUUAGCACUUUAAAAUUGUUUUAGAGAUGAGAAAAGACAUUUAAAUUGAAGAGAAAUUCUCCCAACAAUGGACGUUAUAUUAGUCCAAGUAUUUACUUCCUGAGUUUUGAUCAGUAUAUGUGUUUUGUGUAUGUCAAUCGUCAUAAAAAGUGAUUUUGGUGGGUUUUUUUUUUUUUUUUUUGGUGCUUUAAUGCCUUAAGAUGUUGCACAUUGUUGUUUUUAACCUAUGCAGUUAAAUUUUUUCUAGAAAUAGCAUUUGUGUUGUAACACUUUAUAUAUGCAUGUUUAUUUUGACCUCUUUGGAGGGAUGCUUAAGUCUUGUUUGCAAAAGAGCAGUUUUCUUUUUCCCUGCUGCAAUUGUCUUUUUUGCAGAAUAUUAUUAGUGUGUUCAAAUUUGUGAGCAAAUGAAAGAUGCAGGUUCAGUCCAUUGAUUUUGAUUUUAACAUCUUAUAUCUAUGCCAGAAUCUGUAUUUCAUAUAAGUUAUUUAUUUUAAAUUGAUGUAGUGAAUCACAGCUCUCAGUUUGAACUUUACAAUAAAUAAACCACUAGGCUCUAUACUGAAUGGAUUUUUAUCUCAAGUGCCAACCGUAAGUAAACUUUUGGUCUGUUUUAGUAGAUUUACUUCCUAAAUGUAUGGUGUUAAAUCGUACCUUAGAGGAAAACCUCUUCUCAUAGAUGGUUGGUGUUUUUAUGGCUACUCCGCUGAAUAAAGAACUGUAAUUUUUAUUUGGAAGCUGCAAAUCUGGAAUUAGGAGGCAUAAUUACUCCUUCAAGUUAUACAGGAUAUCAGUUUGUGAGAUUCCAAAGCCAUAGCAAUUAUGUGGAAAACCUAGGAUGAGAAAGGUAGUAUGAGUGCUGGUAGACCAGCUGCUACUUCCUGUGAAUUCAAUGAAAAAGGCCUGGUGAAAGUUAAGUUCAGUCCAGAUUAAAAAAUCAUACUUUCUCAGGGAUGUCCUGGCUGUUCCCGGGACAGCCUUUUUCUACAGGUGAGGCCUCAAAUGAAUAGAAGCUAUUCUGGUGUUCCUACAGGACCACUUUGUAUGGAAAAGAGUAUGUACCCCGUAUUUGUUAGUAGGUUCUUUGGCCAGUCACCAAAGAAUAUGAAAGACUCUAACAUAGGUUUUUUUCCUUGCUGAUAAGUUAUUCAUUACAAUAAAAUAAAAUAUGAUCCCAGUAGGGAACUUUGAUUCUGAUCCUCCCAUGUUCUAUUCUGAAGUAACCACUUUAUAUUUCAUUUAUUUUCUUUUGUCUGGUGAUCUCUGAGGCAGGUUUCAGAGUUUGGCAAUGCAACAUGAAAAAUUAGGAAAAGUAUUAAAGUGUGGGUAGAAAACUUAUUAACCUGAGAGUGGAAUUUAAGGUAAAAGACAUUUGAACCUUGGAAUUGGCUGGGAGGCCAAAGAUUUAAAGAAGCAGAAGAUUUUCUCAAGACAUGAGUAAGUUGUUUGUUACUGGUGUGUGUUUUGUGUGCAUGAUGGGGAUUUGUAAAUGAUGUUGAAUUCUAGGUGAAUUCUCAGCUCUGACAAUCAUUGUCAAACAGAUCAGUCUGCAAAUAUUUAUGUUUUAAAACUUAAAUUAUAAAGCUAGUUAAACCUUUCUAACAACUAGAUUUAAUAUUCAUGGAUACAUGUUAUGUUAAAAAGUUAUCUUUUACAGUACAUAUGAAAAUAUUCGUGUUAAGUUCAAAUUGGAGAUUGGGAAUCAGUUUGGGGAAGAGGUUUUGUGGAUUCUUUGACUCUUCAAAAGAAAAAAAUAUGACUUCUGGGGAAUUAGACUAAUUUUCUUAUUUAGAUUUAAAACUAGAAUUCCAAAAACAAAAAUGUGAAGGAAAUUAAAACCCCUUAUUAUUAAAGUGAUCUGUGAAAACAUUGUUACUGGAAAUUGAAUGAACUUGAGGCCUUUCCUCCAGAAAACAAGGACUUGAUUGUCAGGCCUAUAUUAGGUUCUGAACCUUAAUGCCAUGUAUUUGUUCUUAUUAAAAAUUGUUUCAUUGAAAAGUAUAUUAGUAAUAUGAACUUCUGGUCUAGUUGGGAGUUCUUCCAUUUGAAAAAUGUGCUAUUUGCAUGAGACUGUUUGAAUCUUUUUGUUUUCUCAGUUUCCCCUCCACUGGAUAGGAUUGAAGCUAGACUUUACCUUUUGAUAACAGAAUAAAAAGUGAACAUCUUGUUUAUAAAUUGAUGUUUAGUAUUAGAGUGAAAGUUAAAAUACUUAGAAUACAUUAUAAGCCUAAAGCUAGGUAGCCUUGUAAAAAUAGAUCUCUUUUAACUACCUUCUGCACCUAUAUUCACAUUGCUUUUCAAGAUAUUACAUUUUUUUCCUCUUUUCAGAGCUGCUUCUUUGGGGCUCUUUUUUUUUAAAAAUUGAGGUGUAAUUCACAAAGGGCUACAUUUUUUUGAUAAGACUUCUUAUAACUAUUGUUAGAUGUUUUGCUCUAGUCUUCCAGGAAGGGCCAUUUUAUUUUUUAGAGUCACUUCUAAAGUCAUGUGGUCCUUAACUUUGGGGACUCUUGCAUCUGAGUGCUAAUUCAGAUUUAAGCCUAAGUAACCUCAUUGCCUCUCACCCCAUGAAUGUUGACAAUGGAUGAAAUACUUUGCUGUAGUUCUGGACUAAAAUGCUGGGGAAGAAACUUAAUUUUCUUUUUUGCAGAAAUCAGGAAAACAGCUACUGUGCAGUUUCCUUUUGACCUCAGCAGAUGAACUGGACUGAUAGUGUUAAUUCAGUUUUAAGAAAUUAUCUGAAUCUUGAUUUGAGUUGAUUUGGGAUCUACAUGCAAUAUUAACUAGAUCGGAUAACUUUUAUAUUUUCACACGUAUACAUAGGCUCUCCUCACCCUCAUCAACAUCCUUUAGUUAUUGAACUUUAUGAACUGGCAUUGAAACAUUACAACAAUGUUUUGUUGCACCAGUUUUGUAAAGUUUUACAGUGCAAUACCUGUUACUUUUCAGAGACAAACCAAAGGUUAAUUUCUCAAGGAUCUUGCGUUUGCGUUAGCAGCAUUUGAUGGAGUAUCUUUUUUAUAUAUAUAUACAUUUGUAAUAGAUGAAAAA
Physeter macrocephalus (sperm whale) is the source of this 6241-nucleotide messenger RNA. RefSeq names its product RE1-silencing transcription factor. Gene Ontology annotation, biological process: negative regulation of DNA-templated transcription; negative regulation of neuron differentiation; positive regulation of transcription by RNA polymerase II. Gene Ontology annotation, molecular function: DNA-binding transcription repressor activity, RNA polymerase II-specific; transcription cis-regulatory region binding. Gene Ontology annotation, cellular component: nucleus; transcription repressor complex. The record is from RefSeq and is a predicted model, not a curated record. Lineage: Eukaryota; Metazoa; Chordata; Mammalia; Artiodactyla; Physeteridae.